UACGUACAAGCCGUACGUAGCUUUAACCACACAUUGUGACAUAAUGCCGGGUCAAAUUUCAUCAAAUACUUCAAAAAAGCAGUAAAAAUUCGCCGUUUACAAAUUACCAGUUUCUAGUGUCUCCUAUUUAUCAGUUAUUUAUUACAUAAUUUAGAUAUUACGCUUUUUGCUUCAUUACGUAAGUCGCCCUAACCUCACUUUAUCAAAAAAAUGGGGAACACAGUCUCAGCGGCCGAAAUCGCCGCCUCCCAAAUCGUGCACCCCAACACUAGUCUCCACCAGAAUGCCAAAAAGCACGAGUUUCACAAAACCUUCACACACGGGGAAAUACCGCCGGAGUGUCCCAUGCACCGGCCCAAGGGGGCGUCGGAGUGUCCCGUCAACCAUGGCGAGAUCAACCCACUUAACAUGAUGGGGCCAGCCAACCAGAACCCAUCGCCGGGACAACCCUUCCCGCUGCCCACCGAAAGACAAGUCUCCAACAUUCCGAAAGCCAUCGUCCAGGAGGGGGAGGCCCCCUUCUGGGUGUACCCCAGCCAACAAAUGUUUUGGAACGCAAUGUUGCGUAAAGGGUGGCGUUGGAAGGACGGGGACGUUACGCAAAAGGACAUGGACGAUAUUAUCAAAAUCCACAACGCGAAUAACGAGCAGGCGUGGCUUGAAGUCCUAAAAUGGGAGGCGCUACAUGCCAAAGAGUGUGGUAACCCAAAAUUGAAAAGUUUUGGCGGGAAAGCAACCACUUACAGCCCUAGAGCUCGAAUUCGAUGGUUGCUAGGUUACGAAUUGCCAUUUGAUCGCCAUGAUUGGAUUGUUGACAGGUGUGGCAAGGAAGUGAGGUAUGUCAUAGACUACUACGAUGGCGGUAUGGUUGACCAGAAAUAUCAGUUUGCGUUGUUGGAUGUGAGGCCUGCUAUGGAUAGCUUUGAGAACAUUUGGGAUAGGAUGACUGUGGCUUGGUGGCGAUGGCGGUACGGCGAUUAAUAAACCGUGAAGAAUCACACAAAUAGUCAAGUUCGUCUCGUGUUUUGUAUCUAUUUAUCUUAAUUCGUAAUAAAGCACUUUUUGCGUUUUA
Molecule: messenger RNA, 1072 nt
Organism: Tribolium castaneum (red flour beetle)
Lineage: Eukaryota; Metazoa; Arthropoda; Insecta; Coleoptera; Tenebrionidae
Gene: Cchl
Product: holocytochrome c-type synthase
Exons: 4
Coding region: 211-981 (256 amino acids)
Biological process (GO): cytochrome c-heme linkage
Cellular component (GO): mitochondrion
Molecular function (GO): holocytochrome-c synthase activity
Source: RefSeq, a predicted model, not a curated record